Molecule: messenger RNA, 3039 nt
Organism: Dendronephthya gigantea
Lineage: Eukaryota; Metazoa; Cnidaria; Anthozoa; Malacalcyonacea; Nephtheidae
Product: shootin-1-like
Exons: 19
Coding region: 881-2635 (584 amino acids)
Source: RefSeq, a predicted model, not a curated record
GGUUUGUGUCGACAAAGAACAGUUGCAUAAAACUAAAGGACCACCUUACAGUGUUUAAAUUGCACUUACGCGAACAGCUUUUUUUCAGGCGAGGAUUUGCAUUCUAUAAUUAGCGAUGCUAUGUGGAUAGAAAGCUAACCACGACUGCGCAAAUUCUGACUUGUAUUUAUGGCUAUUUGCCAAAUACAUCAAUCCGGUCUUUGCCGUGAUGUGUGUCAAAAAAACCGGACAAUAGGUCAAAGGAUCAGAGAUUCAGAGUCGCUCUUUGAAUUUCAAAACAACGAAAUUAUAGAAUAUUUCUGUUUGAGUUGUUUUCAAAGCAACGUCAAUACCCGAAGUUAGAUUUUGUUUACGGUAAUAUUUAUGAUUUACUCAGGUACAAACACAAAAACGCCGGAAAACAUCCUAAAUGUUGUACUAGAAAUCGUGUCUUAGAUCUAGUCAUUUCCAUAUGAAGCAUUUACUUGAAAGAAUGAGAAACGUGCAAUCGCACAAUGUGUAUAAAAAUAGUAAUGUCAGUAGUGUGUAAUGCGACCUUUAGUAAAGUCUGAUUUAUUGUGAUUUGAAUAGCUCCGGUUGGACACUGAAUUAAAAUUAUUCAAUAGAGUAUAAUUGAGAUUUUAUAGGGCUAGGUUUCUUCCAGUAUAUAUAUAUAAGGAGUAUUUCAGUUGGCAGAUUUCUAGGAAUCUCUGCACUUGAUUAACCCACAGUUAUUAACCUGACAUUCCAUGAAGAUGAAGUUAGCACUCCCCCCGGAGCUGACGCAUGCAAACUGAUUUGAUCAAUUUCGAACCGGAAGUUCAGAGUCGCUGCAAAAUAUUCCAAGCCUUUGUUAUUGUGAUUUGUGACUUUAUGUUUCGUUUCAUCGCAAUCUGAAAUCAUGGGGUCGAAGAAACAGGAUUCCAAGCUUUGCAAUAGCAAAAACGCGGACAAAAACGAUUACGAAGGCAAAUUCAACACGCUGAGGAUUAUUUCAUUGAAGGCUAUCAGCGAGUUUGAGGAUCUUCAGAAGAAGUGUGAAGAAAACUAUAGCAAGUAUUUGGAAGAACGUGAGAAUUAUUUACGUACAAAAAAGGAAUUGGACGUACUCAAGGAAGUAUCUGGUGAAGCUUUGGGUGAGUAUGACAACCUUCACAGGAAGUUUGAAAUUGAACAGGAAUGCAGAGACAAGGCAGAAGAAUAUGCUAAACAGCAAGUCAAACAGAAUAAACAACUGAAAAGACAAAGUACUAUCUUGUUGAAUACUCUGGUGGCUAAGGCUGUUGACUUUGAUUUGGAAGAGCUUUCAGGUAAAACAGAUGUAAGUGACGAUUCCUCCACAGAUGACCAUGGGGUCUGUAACAAACAAAUUGAAGGUCUAAAAGAACAAGUAGAGUCGCUUCAAAUAAAGAUGGAAGAGCUGACCAAAACAUUACACCACACAGAAGAAAUGCUUAGUAAAGAAACGGAAGAACACAAGAAAACAAAGGAGGAAUUAGAGAAUAACAGAGCAAAUUUCAAACAGUUGAAUCGAGUUUCCCUGCUUGCUCUGGAUGAUUAUUCAAACUUACAGCGGAAAUAUGCUGUGGAAAUGCAAUGUCGAGCCCAGGCUGAAAAACUAGCUGCUGAGGAGUCUGAAGAACCCGGUGAGACCAGGAACCCCACGGCGAAUCGGGAACAUGAAGCUGCGGUAAAACAGAGUGAAUUGAUUUCAAAAGAACUCUCGGGAAAAGAUAAGUUGAAAGAAGCUCUGGAAGAAAUAAGUAAUCUCACGAAGAAAUUGCAUGAACAAAGAACAGAAUUUGAUGAAAAGGUAAAAGACCUCGAGAAUGAACUGGCUUCGUCAAAUGAUGUGUGCAAAUUGAAAAGUUUGGAAGAAAAGAUAAACACAUUUGCACAAGGAAUGGAGACACUGGAGGCACGAUUGACUCAAGCUCAAACACGCGCGAGCGAAGCAGAGGCUAAAGCCAAGAAAUUUGAGGAGCUUCUGAAGCAAGCUAAAGAAGCCCCCGAGGCCCCUCCACCACCCCCAUUACCCCCUCCACCUCCUCCACCCCCCGCACCAUCACAGCUACUGAAGAAAUUUGUUGGAAUUGUCAGCUCCGGUGGAAAAAAGCAACUGAAAAAAAGUAAAUCACAAACAAAGGAAGAUCCACGCAUAAAAGCGAUGUCUGAGAUGAUGGACAGAAUCAGGUGUGGAAAAGUUGAACUCAGAAAAACCGUUCAACGCCAGGCCACGGCGCCUGAGGGAGGAGACGGCGAUGGCUCAGCUAUGGAAAACCUGAGAGACGUUCUCAAAGCCAUGAAACGGCCGCCAACACAAGGCGCGAAUGGAGGAGAGAACGAGGGACAAAAACCGGUCAAUUUUGGUGUACAACUACGCAAAGCAAACGACCGAAAACCUAGAUCGUGUUCAGAAUCGACUGGUCCAGAAAGUGACUUUAGAUCAGUGACUUUACGUAGCAAACCUCGGAGUCAAUCGACAGGGGACAUGUUAGAGGAUGAAAAUGAAAUGGAUGAAGAUUUGUUUAAGUUGAUGAAGAAACGAAAAGCUGCUUCUGAGAGAGAUAAUAAAGAAUCAGAACAGAAAAGUCCCACAGAAACAACAACGAAUGGACAAGACGGUAACGAGACGGAAAAUGGAAAAGUUGAAUGAAAUUUUUACAUAAAUAUUUAAUUAUAUCGCAGGCCCGAAUAAGCUUGUAACUGGCCGGAUUCCUGGUGAAAUGGUUGCCCAGAUUUGCUGGAAUUUAUAAGAAUAAGAAUACGAAUUGCGGGUUGACAAACGUCAAUUUCACGUUCUUGCAGUACUGUUGAAAACAUUUCAAAAGGCAAAAAAAUUAGUGAGCUAGAGCAUGUCCUGGCUGCUCCAUCGAAGUUGAAAUAUAGACCUUUCGAAAUUUUAGAUUUAUGUUUCAUUCAUUUCUGUAAAAACAUUGACAUUAAUUCCAGGGUUCGCCAUUUAAAGUUUUGUGAACGCCAUAUUGAAUAUUGAAUCAAUUGAUGUUAAUGUUUAAUAUACGCUCUGUAAAACAGAGAGGAACUCUAUGUAAUAAUAUU